Molecule: messenger RNA, 1089 nt
Organism: Dentiscutata erythropus
Lineage: Eukaryota; Fungi; Glomeromycota; Glomeromycetes; Diversisporales; Gigasporaceae
Source: the annotation of a GenBank genome assembly
AUGUCAUCACAAAAUAAUUCAGAAUCUUCUACCUAUACAACUUCUAUUUUCACAAGAUGGUUAAAAGGUCAAUUAUCACGUAGUGAUAAAUCUAAUAAAGAAAAUCCUACAGGAUUUUCUUUAAAAAAAGUUUUAUCAAAUAUUCCUGGUUCUUCAUUUACUUCACGACGAAUAUCUAGAUUAAAUUUGGAGAAACGUUUGAAACGUUCAAAAUCUUUAACUUCAUCUUCAGUUUUUUCUAAACAUACUUCUACUACCACUACCGAUGAUACUUCAAAUAUUCAAAAAUCCGAAAAAAAGAAACGUCCUAAUAGUGUUUGUGCGGAACCAAAUUAUUGGGUUAAUGAUGAAAUUGAAAGUGUCGAAUUUUUAUCACCUUUUUACUCAGGACCGGAUAUUUACGGAUUAUCUGUACCUAAAAAAUUUCAAGCUCCUAUACGUAUACAAAGUUUACAACAUUUACAUGAUCAAAAUCUUGUUCCUGUAACAUGUCCUUCGAGAGAUGAUUGUUUGGAAAAUACAUUUAUCGUUCGUGGAUCUGUUGAACAUUUCGCUUAUGUAAGAACUUUGCGAAAGAUAGGUUCUGCUACUAGAAAUCGUCCAAGACCUUUUUAUCAAGUUUUUAUGUUAAGAAGCACGAUAACAAAACUUUCAAAUACUCCAGAAUUUUCUGAUCCUCAACGUGAAGAAUUAGUUAGAUACAAGACUUUUGUUUAUUCUUUAAACAAUAAAAAACGUUCAGAUGAAAAUGAAACAAAUGAUUCACCUUAUCGAUCAAAUUCAAUUAAUUCAAGGCUAAUAUCAAAUUUUUUAACCGAAUUUAAACCUUCUUAUUCACCAAUCGUAAUGAAUUAUCGACCUUCCUAUGCUUCAACAAAAGUCUUGACAAUAUUUGAUGAAACAUUAAAUAAAUUGGUCACCAAAGAUUUACCACUUGCUCGUAGAAGAAAAAGAUUAAGCAAAUAUAGUAUUUCAAAACAAUUUAAAUAUUCGGGAAGAGGUUGUUCUUUUCCAAAACUUACAAAUAUCAUUGGUGUUCGUUCUGUUGAAAAAAAUAUCAUACCUUCUCCUAUAACUUUGACUAUAUAA